Molecule: messenger RNA, 1908 nt
Organism: Sorghum bicolor (sorghum)
Lineage: Eukaryota; Viridiplantae; Streptophyta; Magnoliopsida; Poales; Poaceae
Product: GDSL esterase/lipase At5g45910
Exons: 3
Coding region: 338-1477 (379 amino acids)
Molecular function (GO): hydrolase activity, acting on ester bonds
Source: RefSeq, a predicted model, not a curated record
CCUCGUCGUGUCAUUUUAAUUAGCCACCACUACGUCUAAAAGACCCGAUCAAACGAGUUAAUUAAUCUAACAAGCCAGUUGCACUCGUCCUCCUCUUCUCUUCUCGCACAGUCGCACACCAAUCAGGGCAACCAACCAAACCAGCAGCUCGGCCGUACGCCCGGGCCCGGCGACCGGCUCCGUUCCGCGCGGGGAUUUAAACGCGGGAGUGAGCACGCAGCAGGCGCAGGCAGCAAGCAACGAACGCGCGCGCGCCGCCGGAACCAUCUCGAUCGCGGGCAAGGGCGACGACGGUGCCGUGGAUUCCGCUUGAUCGUUCGGCUUAUUCGUCGUCGUCAUGGGUGGUGGCCGGCUGCCGGUGGCGUGCUCCGCCGUCCUCGUCCUCCUCGCCGCGGCGGGAUGCGUGUGGGCGCCGCGGGCGGCGGCGGCGCGGGAGUACGCGGCCAUCUUCAACUUCGGGGACUCCCUGGUGGACGCCGGCAACCUGGUGGUGGACGGCAUCCCGGACUACCUCGCCACGGCGCGCCUGCCCUACGGCAUGAACUACUUCGGCUACCCCACCGGCCGCUGCUCCGACGGCCGCCUCGUCGUUGACUUCAUCGCGCAGGAGCUGGGCGUGCCGCUGCUGCCGCCAUCCAAGGCGAAGAACGCGACGUUCCACCGUGGCGCCAACUUCGCCAUCACCGGCGCGACGUCCCUCGACACGCCCUUCUUCGUGGAGCGCGGGCUCGGCAAGACGGUCUGGAACUCGGGGUCGCUGCACACGCAGAUCCAGUGGUUCCAGGACAUGAAGCCCAAGCUCUGCAGCUCCCCAGACGAGUGCCGCGACCUGUUCCGGCGGUCGCUGUUCAUCGUCGGCGAGUUCGGCGGGAACGACUACAACUCGCCGCUGUUCGCGUUCCGGCCCAUCUCCGAGGCGCACGACUUCGUGCCCCACGUGGUGGAGUCCAUCGGCAGCGGCGUCGAGAAGCUGAUCGCCGAGGGCGCCGUGGAGCUCGUGGUGCCCGGCGUGCUCCCCAUCGGCUGCUUCCCCGUCUACCUCUCCAUCUUCCGGAAGCAGGCCGACGGGUACGGCGGCCGGAGUGGGUGCAUCAGGGACCUCAACACGCUGUCGUGGGUGCACAACGCCGCGCUCCGGCGGAAGGUGGAGGAGCUCCGGGGAAGGUACCCCGACGUGCGCAUCGUGUACGCUGACUACUACACGCCGGCCAUCCAGUUCGUCCUCCACGCCGAGAAAUACGGGAUGCUGAAGCAGACGCCGCGGGCCUGCUGCGGUGCGCCGGGCGUGGGGGUGUACAACUUCAACCUGACGUCCAAGUGCGGGGAGCCGGGGGCGUACGCGUGCCCGGACCCCUCCAACCACUGGAGCUGGGACGGCAUCCACCUCACGGAGGCCGCCUACGGCCACAUCGCCAAGGGCUGGCUCUACGGGCCCUUUGCCGACCCGCCCAUCCUCGACACCAAGCAUCUCGGCUAACAUCCACCGUCUCUUCUCCAACAACGGCGGCCGCGGCAGCCGGCCGGCCGGCCAGUACAGAUUUUAUAUAUUCGUCUCUACGCACGCGACGUCGGAGCGAGCGGGGAUAUUGAUCGAACUGUGAAUUGGUUGGUUGUUAUAGAGAGAACGUACGGAAACGAAAUGGGGAGUAGGACACAAUAAGGUCUAUGGGCAUACUGGCCAACACUCUGUUUAGAUUAAUUAAUGGGUUUAUAUACACAUAGGUUGUGUUGUUUCUGUUGUUUUGUUAGGCAGAUAUGUUUUGUGACUUAAUUGUUUGUCGAUAUUACUGCACUAGCAUAGUUGUACUACUGUACUUCUCAUAGUAUAUGAUAUGCAUCAAUGCAUCAAAAUACAGUAAGUUUUAGCAAUGUUGCAACACAGCACGUCACAAUUGAAACUUGAUAGAA